AGUGGCUUGGCAAUUUCUUUUUAGCAAACAUAGUAGCGUUACCUUUAAAGCGUGUAAAUUCUGGAUCCAUGGAGUUAUUUCUUGAAUAUUUUGAGACAACGUCACCGGAAAAAUACCGAUUUCUCGAUUAUUACCAGUAUUGUAAAAGCCGGGAUGAUUUCACAAGUAAUUUUCGACAAGAAGCAAAAAGACUUCAAGUUGCCUUGGAACACCUGGUGAAAAAUGAAUCGGAUUUAAGGAAACAAAAAGCUCAAUAUUUGCUUGAUGUUUUUGAGGCAAGUAUCUUUUUUCAUUUCAUUUUGAUCACUGGCAAACAUUUUGUAGAGGUGGGGCCUCCAGCAGUCCUGAGAAGGGGUAACACUCACACAACUAUGGCGGGUGCCUACGUACCACCUGACCUUACGGCGUUCAUUAGAUCCCGUUGUGGUCUGCUUUGCCAGUGGAACCAUCGAAAAAAGAACGUGAAUAUUGAUAAAUUCUGGAAUGAAGUUGAAGGUGAAUCUCUGGAUAUAGAGCAUGCAAAAGAAAAAAAACAAUUACAGCUGGACCAGUUGAAAAUAGCUCGUGCUAUGACAAAGGGAACUGAGGAUGGCGUUGGAAAUAUUAUGAAAAAUGUCAAUCCGGAGCUGGUUGAGUCAGCUACUUAUCUUAAAAGGAGACGAGAUGUUGAUUACAAAGAAGAUCGAGAUGGGUACACUACGCCUUGUCCAAACAGUCCAAUGGUGAAUAAUCCGGAGGACGAACCGAAACCAAAGAGACGGGCUAAGACUGAUGAUAAGUCUUGCACUUCAUCUGCCGGAACUAGUGAUGAUAUGCCGAUUGGUAUUAAUUUUACAAAGUACAAGAGUGUGGAUGACGAGUCCGAAGAAUCCGAAGAAAGUGAUGAGGAAGACGAAUUGAGGCUAGACGUGGAAGAAAUUGGGUUCGAAGAAUACAUCGAUCAAGGGGAUAAACCUUUCGUUUUUAAAACAAAGAACAUUUCUUCGUUAUUUGAAUCAUAUCUGUCAAAAGCGUUAGCUCAUGCGCAAAAUUCAGGCUUGCUAAUAACGAAAAAUUAUCACGAAAUAUUGAGUCUAUCGCAUAUUCUGUUAUUGCAGAUGGAUAACUAUUCUGAAACGCAAGUGAAAACGUUCUCUAGGGAAACGCUCGAAGAUCUUAGAGAGGAUAUUAAAUCAAAGUUAAUCGGAAAAGAAAAAGUUGCUAAUGAUGGUGGAUUACACGAACUUCGCGAAACCAUUACUGAGUCUUUUUCGAAAACAUUUAAUUCAACAACAGAGGAAGAAUUUUUUCGACGAAUGAGGUUUCUCUUUGAACAUCUGUCUCAUACUAUUUCAUUACAUUCAUUGAAAGAAAUUAUGAGCGAAGGGACACUUGUGGCAAAUCUAAUAACACCAGCGCAAAGAUCCGAAAACUUGCCAUCGGUUGGGAAAGAUGCUUUGGAUAAUAUUUUGCCUAAGACCGGUGUUAAUCGGAUUUUUGCUUGGCAAGUUAUUGUGACAAAAUGGACCGGUUAUAUGAUGACUUUAAUUAGUCCUGGAAUUUAUGUCAUGAUAGAUACUGGUGGUAGUGUGGAUCUUCCAAGAUCUUUCGAAACAUGCGAUUUGUUUUUAACAUAUGAAAGAACAAUAAAGGAUAUCCUUUCAAUUAUCAAUAAGAGUGAAGAAUUCGAAAAUGAUAAUUUUAAAGGAUGGCGUCGACCAACACUUGGGACACCAGC
Messenger RNA from Funneliformis mosseae, 1717 nucleotides. The record is from the annotation of a GenBank genome assembly. NCBI's taxonomy places the organism in Eukaryota, Fungi, Glomeromycota, Glomeromycetes, Glomerales, Glomeraceae.